Molecule: messenger RNA, 829 nt
Organism: Vombatus ursinus (common wombat)
Lineage: Eukaryota; Metazoa; Chordata; Mammalia; Diprotodontia; Vombatidae
Gene: MRPS17
Product: mitochondrial ribosomal protein S17
Exons: 3
Coding region: 119-508 (129 amino acids)
Biological process (GO): mitochondrial translation
Cellular component (GO): ribosome; mitochondrial small ribosomal subunit
Molecular function (GO): structural constituent of ribosome
Source: RefSeq, a predicted model, not a curated record
AGAGUUCAGAGGUCAGGGCGUCGGGCUGGAAGUGAGGGAACGUUCCCAGGGUGGUGCGUGGAGGCGUCGCUGUCGGACGCUGGGACGUGCUUCGGGCCAGGGUGACCCAAGCUACAAAAUGUCAGUUGCUCGUUCUGCUGUCCAUGCCAAAUGGAUUGUGGGGAAAGUGGUUGGGACAGCGAUGCAGAGAACUGCCAAAGUGCAAGUAAACAGGCUUGUUCUGGACCCCUACUUACUCAAGUACUUUAACAAGCACAAAACAUACUUUGCUCACGACGCUUCAGAGCAGUGCACUGUUGGGGACAUUGUGCUUCUCAAAGCAUUGCCGGUACCACGAACCAAGCACGUGAAACACGAAUUGGCUGAGAUCAUCUUCAAAGUUGGAAGAGUCAUCGACCCAGUUACUGGGAAACCCUGUGCAGGAACCGUGUACCUGGAAAGCCCGACAAGCCCCGGGACUGCCCCACUCAACCCGAGUCUAAAAGAACCGAAUCUUCCUUCUGCAUAGCUGCAUGAAGCCCAGAAGACACCGGCCAAGAACACACUGAACACUCUGGCCGAGGAGGCUUUUGUAAAUGUUUCGACUCCAGCCAUCCUACUUUUGUAGUGAAGUACUCCCCGCUGAACAGUAAGGAAGGGACAUUUUGAAGAAUGGGGUUUUUCACAAUAGUGACUGUUUCAAAUCACCUUAUUGGAAUGACAAUGUGAAUAUGACUUUCUUAGAAUCUCUGAGCUUAUAGCAACCUGUUGCAUUAUUGAAUAAGCCAACUGUUUUUGGAAAUUAGGAUUGAUGGUUCACAGAAUUUAAAAUAACAUAGGAGCUGGUGGG